This is a messenger RNA of Paramuricea clavata, 4507 nucleotides long. NCBI's taxonomy places the organism in Eukaryota, Metazoa, Cnidaria, Anthozoa, Malacalcyonacea, Plexauridae. The record is from the annotation of a GenBank genome assembly.
AUAUCGACCAACCGCAACCUCUGACGCCAGCUAUGCUACUAACGGUGAAAACAAAACCACUUCUUCCCCCACCAGGAGUGUUUGUCCAUCAAGAUUCAUACUCUAAAAAACAUUGGCGAAGAGUCCAGUACUUAGCUGACCAAUUUUGGAUCCGGUGGAGACACGAGUAUCUGCAAAUGCUGCAACCAAGAUCAAAAUGGAACGAACGCCAUCCAGACCUCAAGGUUGACGACGUUGUCCUUAUGAAAGACGACGCCCACCGAAAUCAAUGGCCAAUGGGAAGAGUGGUGGACGCCAUCAGAAGCGAAGACAACAAGGUCCGAAAAGUGAAGAUUGCCGUGUUGAAAGACGGGGCAGAAAAGAUAUAUUUACGUCCGAUCAAGGAAUUGGUCCUGCUUGUACGUGCAAAGACUCAAUCCAGGGAAUGUGAUACCUCAUCAUAAUAGGGCGUAGCAAGACCUUUGGUCUUGGGCGAGGAGUGUCAUGUUUCGACAUGCAAAUUUAUCAAGGACGGUGAAUUGCGUGGGUAGAUCGUUACGAUAUAAAAAGCGUGAAGUUACUUUUAUAUAGUUAGUUGGGGUUGACUACAGAACAAACUUUUUACCGGUGCUUAUAAUGGGGAUUAUCAUGGCUUCAAAGCGAAGCCAACCUGUAUGAACACUUUGGUCAUUUUUGUUUACUCAUUUAAUAUAUUUCUAGACUUCUAAGCUAAGUCAAGCUUGAAUACUUUUGUUUUAUAUUGUGAAAUAACACUGGUUGGAGCUACGCUCCCAUUCAGGGGACGCGAUAGUCACACAUUUCCACAUUUCUUUUAAUUUUCCACAUUGUGAGUCGGUUUUCUGCAUGGUCUCUACUCUGUGGUUCUGAUUGAUUUAAAUGGAACAAGCACGUAUGGGAAAUCACCAAAAAAGCUUGUAAACGUCUGUUCUGUCUAAGGGAAUGCCGCAAAAUCUCCCAGGAGAAAUUGCUACACUAUGCUAUCAGACAAACGUUCGACAACUAUUAGAAUAUACUACACCAACCUGGGGUGGUAAUCCUUAUCAGAUGCUUGCCUUCCAAGUUUAGCUGACGGUAAAGGCAGAUUCACGCAUGUUUUCAAGGUUUGUUAAAAAGUGUGAAUGUUCAUUUCUUUAUGCAUUUUUCGUUCAAUCCGAGCUGCAAAAACGCGAUGAUCUUGAGAAGAUGUCAUUUAGUGAGAUUAUCAAUUUUCUCCCAAAAGGCCUUGAUACCAUUUACCAAGCAUAUUUUCAACGCCUUGAAGAUGAACUUAGAGCCAUAGUGCAUCAGAAUUUUGAUGUCUUGAGAAUAUUGGAAUUGCUAGUUGCUUGUGAAAGACCUCUUCUAAUCUAAUCCUUAUCAGAUGAGUUAGAGAACAUCCAGGUGAGAAUAUGCAAUACGCAGACUUCCAAACAACACGCUUCCCUCUCUGAAGGAAAGAAGAAAUUUAUUAUAACUGCCACAGAAUUCAAGCGCAUUAAGAAGGAUAACUCAACCCAAAUACCAAAUAUAUUCCAUUGUCUUUGGAUCACAAAGAUCUCUCGUACUAGACAUAAAUAGUAUUUUUUUCCCAGAGCAAUCUCAUUUCCCUCUAAUUUUAAACUGCAAUUCUAUACUGGCUUUGUAUAAUUUUAAUAUUCGUAUGUGUAUUUUAGCUUUGACUAAUAACAUUGUAAAAUAUAUUUUGUAUGAAUAUUCUUAGUGUAAAUCUAUUGUAUUUCUAAAGCUUAAGAGAGCGUUAAUUCCUAUACUAUAAUAAUUUUGCGUCUUUUUAUACUACUCUUUCUAACACAAAACAGUUUGCUCUGACAAAUGAAUCUUCAGGUUGGACGUUAUUUAAAAACUUAAUUUUAGUGCUUUUCUACAGUGGUGCCGGAACGCGUACGAGUUUUAUUUUGGGGGAGGGCUAAUUUUCAGGGAAUCGUAGUUUUCAGCCAAAUUGAAGAACUUGGACGUCAAAAAAGCUGCAAAUAUUGCUUAAUCACUGUAAUUGGUUUUCGUAAGUUAGUAUGACUUAGUGGGGCCUAUAAAAUCUCCAGCAAAUUAGCAUCGUCGAACAUACUCUGCUUAGUCCGCCUGUGGAAACUGUGGUGGGUGCAGAAGCCCUCCAGUUUAAAUUCACAUCAGGAAUAUUCGAAUUUAUCGACCACAUGUUAGUAAUUUUGCCUUUUAGGCACUGAUCGAGAAUCUUCAUUAUCACUACCUUACUCUGAUCUACUUUUGUUUUUUUUGGGGGGAGGGGGGUGGGCUUACUUCCAGCACGGCGUUCUUGGUUUUUCAAUAUCUUGUUUCGUUCUUUAGAUAUUCAGCUUUUUAAAACAUGCAAAUUAGGUUCAAAGUGACGUCAUUUACUCCAGAAAUCAGAUUUGGAAAACGAUGAAUAUCUUUAUUCGUGACAGAAACAAUUAAUUCAAACAUUGUUCUAGUAUAUAACGAAGAGUGUUUUCACAUCUCAAAAUUUGUAUCACUGCUUUUUUCAUGGAAACCAUAAAGCAAAAAAUGCGUUUUGCUUGUAGAGCAAAAACCAGAUCAUUUCUUCACUGCUAAACAAGGUUUAAACUAAAGCAUACGAGGGAAAAGUCAAGUUUCAGUCAUUUGAAUGGUCGUAUUUUUCACAAAUAUGGCGGAAAACACAAUUAACAUUUUUUAGUGAAGCAGUUAUUUUAUGUACCACAUAGCUAUAGUGCUGCAAAGAUUGAGUGAAUUUUACCCAUCACGAAGUAAUAUAUUCAUUGUUUUCUAAAUCUGAUUUAAUAUUCUGGAGUAAAUGACGUCACUUUGGACCUAAUUUACAUGUUUGAAAAAGCUGAAUAUCUUGAGAAUUACUUGAGAACAUUCCCUUAUUUGUAUAUAUCAUGUACGAGUGAUAUUUGUAAAAUUUCGACCUUUUCAAAUUUGCAAAUGUUUGGGUGGAUAAAAAGUAGGUAUUUACCUGUUUAAUUUGGGGUUAUUUUUAUUAUUAUUUAAUUUUUUUUUCUUUUUGUUCUUCCCACAUUAUGACGUCAUAUUGUGUAUCUAUAACUGAACAGACAGCAGCAAAACGUAUCUAUUUGUUAAAUAAUUGAACUCGGUUUUUGUGACAUCCGAAAUCAUCAAGGUCUCUGUCAGCGUUAUUCUAGUUUAGCAAUGACAAGCUCAUUAUAUUCUCAUUUGUAUUCUUACGAGAUCGUGAAUAGGUAAAUUAAUUAUGAAUGGAACAUAAUACUGACCCUGGCCUCUGUUCAGUCUUUCACCAGGCGAAACGUAUCCAAGAAAAAUCCUUUAUCUUGUAGCAAUCUCGUGCAGUGUCAUGACUUCUGUCGACCUCCAAGAAAAAGCAAAUUUUACAAGACUCAGUAAACUUUUGGUUGACAAAGGAACUGAAGCUUUAAGAAAUACGCUCGAUGUCAAAUAUCCUCCUGCUAACCUGCCUGCAGUUCUCAAUACCAACAGAAUAUCCCUUCUAAAGCUAAAGCCUCGAGUUAUUAAUGAUUCCCAGUGGGACUUAUUGUUCCCACCGUCCGGUAACCCACCUGACUCCAAAACCUUUGAUAUCACAUUACAUACCGUUCUUCUACGGAACGUUUGUGGCUUACCCUCACCUGCAACAGGGUGGAAUACGAUGCCCCCAGACGCAGAUAGAUCUCCACAAGCAAAUAUUGUAAGAAUCAAGUUGUUCAGAAAUCAAGUUUAUGCACAUGUGACGUCAACCCAACUGGAUAAUGCAACUUUUCAAUCUUUAUAGCAGAAGAUCACCCAGGCUUUAGUUGAAUUAAACAUUCCUCAGAAAGAUGUGGACGACUUAAAAAUUUGUCCUUUAGGACCUGAAGAAGAAAUCUAUCUAGAGGCACUUAAAAUAAGGAAAUCACAGGAAGAGGAGUGUAUUGCAAUGCUAGAAGUAUUGUCUAAUGAUGUUAAAUCCGUCGAAAGUUCUAUAAAUCGUUUGGAACAGAUUACUGAAGAAACUCGUGAUGAAAAGGAUGAAGAUAUCUUGCGAAAACUAGCAAAGCAUAAUUUCAAAAGCAAAAUUAGAGGUAAAGUGAAGCUUUUCAUGCCUGGCACAAGAAAAUGGUUACUGAAGCAAGUUAACGAGUGGUUUGAUGAGAAUAAGCACGACUCAAGAAUAUUGCUAUUAACAGCCGGUCCUGGUUUUGGUAAAAGUGUGUUUGCAGUUAAAGUUUGUGACGAUUUUGAAAAGAAAGGCAAGUUGGCUGCUUCCCACUUUUGUGACUUUAGUGAUUCAAACCUAAGAAAUCCUAUGAUUAUGCUGCAGUCACUUGCGAGUCAGAUGUGUGACACUGUCGUAGGUUUUAAAGAGAAGCUUCUUGAUCAGUUAAAACGACCUCACCAAAUCCAAAACCUAAAGGAUGCCUUUGGAAUAUACUUGCAAAAUCCACUCGAUGAAUUAGAAAGAGAAGAGUCCAUUUUAGUUGUGAUCGAUGGCUUGGAUGAAAGUGCAGCAGAUGAUAAGAAUGAAAUUGUAAAUUUGAUCGCUAAUUAUUUUCCAGAUCUUCCCCGGCCCAGUGUAUAA